AGUCAAAAAAAAGUUAAUCUGUCAUGUCGCUUGCAUUGCUUGUCGUUACAGAAAACAAAAAUUCUUCAAAAUGAUUAAAUUUGCAAGCUUGUUUAGAUCUUUGACGUGAUUUAAUCUAUAAUAUAAUGAAUGUACCAUCUAAAGUCAGCUAGCUAAGAUUUCUUUUAAGUCACCCUUGUUUUUUAGUGAUUCAUCUAAGAUAAAAAUAUGAUGGGUCAAUUUUACUCUUUAUGUUUGUGAUUGUGUACAUAUUACUUUAAUAAUUCAUGUUUAGUGUUAAUGUGGUAUGGCACUCGUUACAAUUCGACGUUCCUCAACUGUACAAACUCCAGGGAAGACGGAUGAGGCAGAAAGAUCCAGUGAAAAUGAAGAAGAUGUCGGAAGCAGUGUCUGCAAAAGGUAGCCUCAAUGAGUGCUACUUCGCGAACAAGGGCGCGGCGCUGGUGCUGGGCGGCGGGGGGGGCGGCGCGGGGCGCGGGCGGCGGCGGCGCUCCCCCGCGCCCGGCCCGCGCCCCCACAUCCAGCACCACCUGCAGGCCAUGUUCUACCUGCUGCGCCCCGAGGAGACGCUCAAGAUGGCGGUGAAGUUGGAGAGCGCUCACGUGGGGCGCACGCGCUACCUGGUGGUGGUGUGCCGCGGCGACGAGGCGGCGCUGCUCGGCAUCGACUGCAACGAGGCCACCACCGUGGGGCUCGUACUGCGGGUGCUGGCGGAUACCAGCAUCAAGCUCGAUGGGGACGGCGGGUUCAGCGUGUGCGUGUGCGGCCAGCAGCACAUCUUCAAGCCCGUGUCCGUGCAGGCCAUGUGGUCAGCGCUGCAAACCCUGCACCGCGCCAGCGGGCGCGCGCGCUCGCUGAACCACUUCGCGGGCGGCGCGUCGCACGCGUGGGCCGCGCACUACGAGGCGCGCGUGGACUCGGACCGCUCCUGCCUCAACGAGUGGCACGCCAUGGACUGCCUCGAGUCGCGCCGCCCGCCCUCGCCCGACUCGCUGCGGCUCAAGCCGCGCGAGCGUUCAGAAACCGAGCGCGUGAUCCGCAGCACGCUCAAGGAUAUCCUGAUGAGUGUGGACCUGGAUGAGGUGACGAGCAAGGCGAUCCGCGGGCGGCUCGAGGACGAGCUGGAGGUGGACCUGGCGGAGUACAAGCCCUUCAUCGACCACGAGAUGCUCACCAUCCUGGGCCAGAUGGACGCGCCCACCGAGAUCUUCGAACACGUGUAUCUGGGCUCCGAGUGGAACGCGAGUAAUUUGGAUGAGCUACAGCGGAAUGGCGUGCGGCACAUCCUGAACGUGACGCGCGAGAUCGACAACUUCUUCCCGGGCAUGUUCGAGUACCUGAACGUGCGCGUGUACGACGACGACGCGGCCGACCUGCUGAAGCACUGGGACGGCACUUACAAGUACAUCGAGCGCGCGCGCCGCGCCGGCCGCAAGGUGCUGGUGCACUGCAAGAUGGGCGUGUCCCGCUCCGCCUCCGUCGUCAUCGCCUACGCCAUGAAGGCCUACAGCUGGAACUUCGAGCGCGCGCUGCGCCACGUCAAGGCCAAGCGCGGCUGCGUCAAGCCCAACACCAACUUCCUGCAGCAGCUCGAGACCUACCAGGGCAUCCUCGACGCCAUGAAGAACAAGGAGAAGCUGCAGCGGUCCAAGUCCGAGACCAACCUGGAGGCGGGGCCCGCGCCGGGCGGGGGCGCGGCGCGGGGCGCGGGGGCGGCGCGGGGGGCGCGGGGCGCGCGGCCGCGCUCCUGGUCGCCCGACGCACAGCUGGCCGCCGCGCUGCUGCCGCCCACCUCGCUGUCGCUGGAGCACCUGCCGCCCGCGCCCCGCGCCCCCCGCGCCGCGCCCGCGCUGUCCCGCCACAUGCUCAUGCCGUCGGCGCACGGCUCCUACAGCGUGUCCCCCAACCAGAUCAUGCGGCUCAAGGAGCAGCGCGCGCCGUCCGUGCGCCGCCUCGUGUGCCGCCUGGAGCGCCGCGCCGCCCCCGCCCCCGCGCCCGCGCCCGCGCCCGACCCGCCCGACCCCGCGCCGGACAAGACUAGUGACGCUCUCACUCAUCUAGCCGAUCGUAGUGUAGACAGUGACGAGGCGCGGGGGGCGGCGCGGGAGGAGGGGGCGAGCCGCCGCCGCGUCUCCGGCAGCUCCACCGACGGCGCGCCCGCCGAGCGCCCCCUCACGGACAACGAACGGAAGUUCAACGAGACGUGUGCCAUACUGAAGGAGCUGGGGGGCCUGGGGGGGCGCGCGCCGGGCUCGUGGGGGGGGCGGCUGUCGGCCUCCGCGCCCGCCGGCACGUGGCUGCGCGGGGGCGGGGCGCGCCGCCGCCGCCUGGCCGCCGCCUCGCAGCCGGACCUGUCGGCGCCCCCGCCCGCGCCCGCGCCGUCCCCCGCCGCGCCCGGCCUCGUCAGCAACCUCAAGAAAGAGUUCGAGGCGCUCGGCGCGGGCGCGCGCGAGGAGGAGCCCCGCGCCGCGCCGCCCGCGCCCGACGACCUGUCCGUGCGCGAGCUGGUGGGGCGCUACGCCGGCGGCCCGCGCGCCCCCGCGCCCCCCGAGCCCCGCGCGCCGCCCCGCGCGCCCCCCUUCCUGCGGAACUCGUUCUGCGGCGCCCGCCCCGCGGCCGAGCGCCCCCCCGUCGCCCCCCACGUGGUGGCCAUGUCCUUCCCCCCCGCGAUGACUCCCGUCAUGUCGAAAGCUCAAAACAAGAAACAGUUGCAACACGGCAAGACUCACCCCCUCACGAGGCUCAACAUGAAUCGGUCGAAUAAUAGAUGUUCAAACCCUGUAUAUAAUACUAUGUAGGAUAUUUAUGUUUUAUUUAUUGUGAAUUCUUGCCAAACUCGAUAUUUUAUCUUUGUAGAGUUUUAUAUACUAUUUACAAAAAUGAAAUCACAAUGUAUUUGUUUAUCACAUUAAUUUGUAUUAAGCGACAUACUUGUGCGUAGCGAAUGAUGAUGUUAAUAAAAGGAAUAAAUUCAAUACAACUGA
Messenger RNA from Plutella xylostella (diamondback moth), 2984 nucleotides. RefSeq names its product Protein phosphatase Slingshot (gene ssh). The record is from RefSeq and is a predicted model, not a curated record. Gene Ontology annotation, biological process: protein dephosphorylation; negative regulation of actin filament polymerization. Lineage: Eukaryota; Metazoa; Arthropoda; Insecta; Lepidoptera; Plutellidae. Gene Ontology annotation, molecular function: phosphatase activity; actin binding.